AUGGCCAAUCCUACAGUUCUCACCUUUGACGCUGAGGGCCGUCCGAUUAAGUUUGACGUUUGGCUCGAUGACCUGCACCUGUUCCUCCAGAUCACUGCCAAGGACGAUGUUUCUUUGUUUGACCACACGUCCGGCGCUGCUCCCGCACCUGCUGAUACUGCUGACAGCACUGUUCGCUCACAUUGGCAGACCCAUGACGCUCAUGCUCGCCUCGCCGUUCGCAGCCACCUGCCGUUAGAUGAGCGCGAGCACUUUGGCCAGCAUAAGACCGCUAAGGAGCUGUACGAUGCUGUAGUUGCACGCUACUCCUCCCCUGCUACUGCUGCGAUAGGCCGUCUCUCGCUGCCCUACCUCUUCCCCGAUCUGUCUGCCUUUGCCACUGUAGCUGACCUCAUCACUCACCUCCGUACUAGGACCACUUUCUCGCCCUCUCCCCCCACCGACCUCACUGUCGACCUGCUCGAGAAGGAACUCCUAGCAGCUGAGAAGAGCAUUGUAGCUGUAGGUGCCUCUCGUGGCGACCCUCGCGCUCCCUUCUUUGAGGGGUGCUCCCCCGUCCCCCUCCUUCCCUCCAUUGCAUCUGCUGCUGCUGUCGACUACCUCGGUGCUGAGGGGGUCGGGGCUGCGUCUGCUCCUAGUGGGAGGCGCAAGGGCGGCAGGGGCAAGGGGGGCAGGGGGGGUGGAGGUGGCGGAGGGGGCGGCGGUGGUGGAGGGGGUGGAGGGGGCGGGGGUGGUGGCGGUGGUGGGAGUGGUGCUGGUGGUGGGGGGGUCAGUGGCGGAGCAGGGGGUGGUGGCGGCGGCGGUGGUGGGGGUGGUGGGGGUGGUGGUGGCAGUGGUGGCGGCAGUGGAGUUGGUGGCGGGCGCGGUGGAGCGGUGCAGCGUGGGGGGUUCGGCGGUGGCCAGAGGCAGCAGCAGCAGCGUCCCAGCGAGACUCCGUCGCCCCAGCAGCUCCGUGAGUGGUACUCUCAGCGUUGGGGGUCUGGGGGUGGAGGUACCUGCCCGUACGUCAUCCGCACAGGUGACCACACUGGCCAGACCUGUGGGAGGUUCCACACGGCGUUGCGCUGCUUCUUUCGUCUCGACGACGCCUGGCGAGAGCAGUUUCCUGACGCCUCUGAGCUGCCCCGCUGGGCUGAUCUGCUUAAAAAGAGCAUUGAUAUCUUUGCUCUUGAUUAUGAUGCUAUCCUUGGUGCCAUGUAUGCAUUGACUAUUAGUGUUGAGGGUGACUGUUACCUGAGUGUACCGCCCGACCCGGGUAUUGGGACCAGUGAGACUGCUGCUCUUGGUGCUAGUGCGUCUGCUGCCCUAGGUCCUGGUGAGGCUGCUGCCCUAGGUGCUAGUGAGUCUGCUGCUCCAGGUGCUCGUGCGUCUGCGCUUGCUGGUACUGCGUCUACUGAGGCACUGCACACUUUCACACUGGACUCGGGUGCUUCCCGCUGUUCCUUUCGUGACCGCACUGUCCUUGAGAAGCUAGCUCGGCCAGUUGCUGUCUCCCUCGCUGACCCCUCUGGGGGCCCGGUCCUUGCGACCUCCUCCACUGUCCUCCCUUGUCCUGCGGUCCCGUCCGGCACCCUGUCGGGUCUUUACCUCCCCUCGUUCUCUACGAACUUGGUGGCGGGCUCUGCUCUCCAGGACGGGGGUGUUCACAAGUUCACCCCUGCCUAUGAGCGUGUGACCAACUGUACGUGUGCUCGGACGGGUCGCCACCUAGCUACCUUCACUCGGCAGCCGGGGUCGGACCUGUACACACUGACCACUGAGUCCCCUCAGGUAGCUGCGUCUGCGUCAGAUCAGCUGUCGGCCCCCUGCUCGUGUCGCUCCCUGUCGCACCAGACAGUCCUCUGGCACCACCGUCUUGGUCACCCGUCAGUGCAGCGCCUUCGUGGCAUGCACUCCCGGUACCUUGUCUCUGGUCUUCCCAGGGUUCUCCCUCCCCUCCCACCCUCGCCUGCUCCUCCCUGUCUUCCCUGUGUCGAGGGGCGACAGCGCGCCACUCCUCACUCCUCCUCGUUCCCUCCCACAGAGGCUCCCCUGCAGACUCUCCACCUGGACGUGUGGGGCCCAGCCCGCGUCCGUGGACAGGGCCACGAGCGGUACUUCCUGCUGGUCGUCGACGACUACACGCGCUACACCACGGUCUUCCCCUUGCGCACCAAGGGUGAGGUCCCUUAUGUUUUGAUCCCUUGGACCCGCGCUGCUCGUCUCCAGCUCCGCGAGCGGUUCCAGUUGGACUUUCCCGUCCUGCGUCUGCACUCUGACAGGGGUGGUGAGUUUUCUUCCGACCUCUUGGCAGCCUACUGUGCGGAGCACGGCAUCCGCCAAACGUUCACGCUUCCGGCCUCUCCACAGCAGAAUGGGGUUGCUGAGCGUCGCAUUGGCUUAGUCAUGGAGGUCGCUCAUACCUCCAUGAUCCAUGCGGCUGCCCCCCAUUUCCUGUGGCCGUUUGCAGUCCAGUACGUUGCGCAUCAGCUCAACCUCUGGCCCCGUGUCUCUGCUCCGGAGACCUCGCCCACACUGCGUUGGACGGGGGAGGUUGGCGAUGCGUCGGUGUUCCGGGUCUGGGGAUGUCGAGCCUUUGUUCGCGAUACGUCCGCGGACAAGCUCUCCUCCCGUGCCGUUCCUUGUGUCUUCCUUGGCUUUGUCCCUGACGCGCCUGGCUGGCAGUUUUACCACCCCACCUCGCGCCGUGUCUUCUCCUCUCAGGACGUCACUUUUGACGAGUCGACCCCCUCCCUCCCCAGGGUCCUGCUCCCUCAGGUGUUUCCCAGGUAG
Messenger RNA from Closterium sp. Naga37s-1, 2772 nucleotides. The record is from the annotation of a GenBank genome assembly. Lineage: Eukaryota; Viridiplantae; Streptophyta; Zygnematophyceae; Desmidiales; Closteriaceae.